Molecule: messenger RNA, 828 nt
Organism: Daldinia childiae
Lineage: Eukaryota; Fungi; Ascomycota; Sordariomycetes; Xylariales; Hypoxylaceae
Exons: 1
Coding region: 1-828 (275 amino acids)
Source: RefSeq, a predicted model, not a curated record
AUGCAACCUUCCGAAGAUGAGAUUCUCGCAGCUCUAGCGCAUUAUCGUGCCAGCGUGUUGCAACAUAAUCAUACCGCCUUCCAACGCUUUGUACAGCAUAUUGAGGCAGCAGCUCUCGCAAUAGAAAACGCGUCGAUAACUCCCGACCGCAUCUCCGAAGUGUGUCAGCAGCUCUUCUAUGAUAUGCUCUACGUUUCGCGACCAGAGAACCUAGAUCCGUCGCUCCAAAUCAAUAUGCCCGCCGACGUGAUGACCAAAUGGGAUGCCAUGGUGCGAGCUUUCGUCCUAGACGGCGCACACAUCGGAUCCGAUGCCAACCGCCGAGAGCUACUCCGGCAAAAUUAUAAGAACGGCAUAGAAACGGAACUGCGCAAGAUAGACCCCGAGCUUAAGUUUCCUGUUGACUUUGAAGUACUUAUGGGCCAGGUAGAUAGUCUCGAGGGUCAUGGAUGGCCGCAAUAUCGAGAGGAGGGCCAGCAGGUGCGUUUCUGGGACGGGCUGGGCGAGAGCGAGGAAGAGGCUGGUUGUCGCGUGUUUGGUCCUGAUGGUCAAUUGGCUAAACAGUUUCUCGUUGAUGGUUGGGAGGCCAAGGCUGGAUGGGAGUGCGGUAGGGGCCCCGAGACAACAUGCUUUAUCGCCUACUGCCGGCAGGAUGAAACUGGCAAGGAGUGGGCAUGGAGGUACGUGGCUGAUCAAGGCCAGUACGGGACAGAGGUAUUUGACAACGUGGUAGAGUUGUUACAAUGGUAUGAAAAGCUGUAUGUGCCGCGCUUAGAAUAUUACGCCGGCUGCCUUGAAAUUGAGAUGAGGAAUAUCUUCAAGCAGUAG